AUGCCUGCGCCGACGGCCCUCAAGACGGCGGCAGACGAGUCCGCCCCGCCAGCCGACAUUCCUAUCCUCGCAGAGAAUAAUGAAGACGAGCUCAUCCUCGACGCUCCCGAGCUAGCCGUACGCGAACCCCUGACCGACGCACCGGUAGACACAGAGAUGGUGGUGGACGAGGAGGGCCGACCAAAGUUUGCGCCCGCACAGGACGCUGAGACGAUCACGCGGAUAGAAACGCGCAAGGUGCCCAUCCCACCGCACCGCAUGACGCCCCUCAAGGGCAGCUGGCCCAAGGUGUACGGGCCCCUGGUCGAGCACCUCAAGCUGCAGGUGCGGAUGAACCUCAAGAACAAGACGGUCGAGCUGCGCAACUCGAAGCACACCACCGACCCGGAAGCGCUGCAGAAGGGCGCCGACUUUGUGCGGGCGUUCGCGCUGGGCUUUGAUGUCGACGAUGCCGUUGCGCUGCUGCGGCUGGACAGCCUGUUCAUCGAGACGUUUGAGAUCAAGGACGUCAAGACUCUGACCGGAGACCAUCUUGCUCGUGCCAUCGGCCGUAUAGCGGGCAAGGACGGCAAGACAAAGUUUGCGAUUGAGAAUGCCUCUCGCACACGGAUAGUGCUUGCUGAUUCCAAGGUGCAUAUUCUUGGUGCCUUUCAAAAUAUCCACAUAGCACGAGAGUCCAUUGUGUCGCUGAUCUUGGGUAAACCGCCUGGCAAGGUCUACAACGGUCUGCGCACAGUAAGCGCACGGAUGAAGGAGAGAUUUUAG
Phaeoacremonium minimum UCRPA7 is the source of this 765-nucleotide messenger RNA. Its product is annotated as putative pre-rrna-processing protein pno1 protein. Lineage: Eukaryota; Fungi; Ascomycota; Sordariomycetes; Togniniales; Togniniaceae. The transcript has 2 exons. Gene Ontology annotation, cellular component: nucleolus. Gene Ontology annotation, molecular function: RNA binding. The record is from RefSeq and is a predicted model, not a curated record. Bases 1 to 765 code for a protein of 254 amino acids.